AGAAAUUUCUUGUUUAAGAAGCUGUUGUAUUUGAACAUACAUCACAUUAGAGAAGUGAAGACUACAAUAACUUCCGUUUAAUACAUUUCAACUGUCACAAGAUCACACACUGACCACAAACUUGUUUUCAACUAGCUUUAAAAAGAAGAUGUGUCCAGACUACUUAAACACAACUACACAGGAACAAGGAACUAAAUCAUUUAAUGUUUGAUGGUCAAAGAGCAGAAAUGUCUGAUGAUAUUUAUAACGUUGUCAUUGGGACUGAGUUUGAGAAAAUGAUCAAAGAUAGAGAGGAGAUGACAGUGGUUAAAUAUGAGAGUGUAGAUUGUGUGAGAGGUCGUGAAUUCAGGGCAGAGACGAAGACACCCCAACCACUUCAGCACACAGGAAGUGAUUCAGUGAAAACCAGAAUCUCCAGAGCAGCUGUAGUGUGUUUGGUGCUUCUGUGUGUUCUUCUGCUGACUGCAGUCAUAGCGCUGUGUGUCCACAUCCAUACAAAGAACACAAACUACACAGAAAAGAUACACCAGCUACUGACCAACAACACCAACCUCACAGAAGAAAGAGACGAGCUAAUAAAAAAGAUCAGAAAUGUGUUGAAUCAACUUUCAAAUUCUGAUGGAUGGAUUUACUAUCAAUCCAGUUUUUACUACAUGUCCAAUGAGACAAGGAACUGGACUGAGAGCAGACAAGACUGUCAGAAGAGAGGAGCAGAUCUGAUCAUCAUCAACACCAGAGAGGAAAAUGAUUUUGUUAAGAAGAUUACUAAUGAAAGAGAAUUCUGGAUUGGUCUGACUGACAGUGAAGUGGAGGGCACAUGGAAAUGGGUUGAUGGCAGCACACUGAAAGACAGGACCUCUGGCUUCUGGGAGCCAAAAGAGCCAAAUGGAAAAGAACAAGAGAACUGUGUUGUGACUUAUUUAACAAAGGAUCCUCAAUUAAAAGGGUGGCUUGAUGUUACAUGUAAUGGUGCUCAUCAGCGGAUCUGUGAGAAGAAUAUUUUACCUCUCAUACAGCAAUAUACUUCAAGAGCAGAAAUGUCUGAUGAUAUUUAUGACAAUGUCAUUGGGACUGAGUUUGAGAGAAUGAUCAAAGAUAGAGAGGACAUAACAGUGGUUAAAUAUGAGAGUGUAGAUUGUGUGAGAGAUUGUGACUUCAGGAGACAGACAAAGACACUCCAAACACUUCAGCAGACAGGAAGUGAUUCAGUGAAAACCAGAAUCUCCAGAGCAGCUGUAGUGUGUUUGGUGCUUCUGUGUGUUCUUCUGCUGACUGCAGUCAUAGUGCUGUGUGUCCACAUCCAUACAAAGAACACAAACUACAGAGAAAAGAUACACCAGCUACUGACCAACAACACCAACCUCACAGAAGAAAGAGACGAGCUUAUAAAAAAGAUCAGAAAUGUGUUGAAUCAACUUUCAAUUCCUGAUGGAUGGAUUUACUAUCAGUCCAGUUUUUACUACAUGUCCAAUGAGACAAGGAACUGGACUGAGAGCAGACAAGACUGUCAGAAGAGAGGAGCAGAUCUGAUCAUCAUAAACACCAGAGAGGAACAAGAUUUUGUUAAGAAGAUUACUGAUAAAAGAGAAUUCUGGAUUGGUCUGACUGACAGUGAAGUGGAGGGCAGAUGGAAAUGGGUUGAUGGCAGCACACUGACCUAUGAGUUCUGGGAGCGGGAAACAAAAUAUGCAAAUGGAGGAACACUAGAGAACUGUGUUUUGACUUAUUUAACAAAGGUUCCUCAAUUAAAAGGGUGGCUUGAUGUUACAUGUAAUGGUGCUCAUCAGUGGAUCUGUGAGAAGAAUAUUCCACUUCUCAUACAGAAAUAAGAACAUCAUCUUCAUUAUU
Messenger RNA from Carassius auratus (goldfish), 1848 nucleotides. RefSeq lists its product as uncharacterized. The coding region runs from base 204 to 1829 and encodes 541 amino acids. The record is from RefSeq and is a predicted model, not a curated record. The transcript is spliced from 11 exons. NCBI's taxonomy places the organism in Eukaryota, Metazoa, Chordata, Actinopteri, Cypriniformes, Cyprinidae.